Molecule: messenger RNA, 5479 nt
Organism: Cryptotermes secundus
Lineage: Eukaryota; Metazoa; Arthropoda; Insecta; Blattodea; Kalotermitidae
Gene: aay
Product: phosphoserine phosphatase
Exons: 6
Coding region: 535-1206 (223 amino acids)
Biological process (GO): L-serine biosynthetic process; dephosphorylation
Cellular component (GO): cytoplasm
Molecular function (GO): magnesium ion binding; L-phosphoserine phosphatase activity
Source: RefSeq, a predicted model, not a curated record
ACUAUGAUUAUAAUGGAUUAUAAUGUUACCCGGCUCGUAUAAGAACAAGAAUGCCCAGUUUCAAUGUCAGUUACUCGCUUACCAACCCUAACCUUGAUAUGGUCUAACUUAAGCAGAUUUAAACUGUGUAGCUGGAAAUGUUCACAGUGUAAAUUAUCGUUCAAACAACUGGUAUUGUAGGGGGUCACAUCGUAUGGAUUUAUGGACUUCGUUGAUAGGAAGCCAUGACGUAAAUUAUACAAGUCUGCUGGCCACUUCCCGUUAAAUGAGGAAGCCAUACACGAGCGCAAGGGUUUACAACGAAAAUGCACGAAACAGGAUAGAAGGCGGCCUGUUUCAAGAUUAGGAUAAAAAGCUGCAGUAAAGUUUGUAGUGUGGUUUGUGUAUCGUGUCACUGAUGUGGCUGUUAAGUGUGACCCUGGGCCUUGUCCAGUAAUGAUAAGGGCUAGGCGUUUUCUAAAUAUAGAAGACUCUGUUGCCAGCGUCUAGCAGUGACAUCAUGAAAGAGUGACUUCGUUGAUCUAGACUACAGAAAUGGCAGCUGGAGAGGAGGUUCGAGCCAUAUGGAAGAUAGCAGAUGCUGUUUGUUUUGAUGUUGAUUCAACAGUUAUACAGGAGGAAGCGAUUGAUGAAUUAGCAAAAUUCUGUGGUAAAGGGGAUCAAGUUGCUAAAAUAACCAAGGAAGCUAUGAAGGGAAGUUUAAGUUUCCAACAGGCAUUUGCUCGGCGCUUGGAAAUUAUUAAACCUCAGAUGAACCAGAUACGAGAUUUUAUUCGAACAAAACCUCCCAGAUUGACUCCUGGAAUUAAGCGGCUGGUGGAAGUGCUGCACCAACGAAGUGUGCCUGUGUACCUUAUAUCUGGUGGCUUGCGAGGGGUCAUAACACCAGUAGCACUGGAAUUAAACAUACCAUUACAAAACGUAUAUGCCAACAGAUUAAAAUUCUUUUUCAAUGGUGAGUUUGCUGGAUUUGAUGAAAAUGAACCAACAUCACGAAAUGGUGGCAAGGCAGAGGUUAUAAGGAUGUUGAAGGAGAAACAUGGCUACAGUAAUGUGGUGCUGAUUGGAGAUGGUGCCACUGACCUAGAGGCAUCUCCACCAGCUGAUGCUUUCAUUGGAUAUGGUGGUAAUGUGAUACGAGAAGAAGUGAAAUCCAAAGCUAAAUGGUUUGUAACAGAUUUCAAGGAACUUAUAAAUGCUUUUUAAGGCUCUACUUUAAAACAGAGAUGCUGAGACGUCACAGCCAAAGUUAACUGAAGUAACAAAAUGAAGGUAGUUUGUAAGAUGAAACUUGGGACAAUUCUAAGAGGAUUAGUUGACUAGUUGUUGUCCAUAAUGUCAUAUCAAUCUGGAAAACAUCACAUUAGAAACAUAUCAUGUUAACUGCUCACUUCUAUAUAUGAAUCCAUGCUUGUAUCCCCGUACUAAUAACCAGAUACACAUCAGAAUGUUAUAUAGUCGAAGGUAUGUGACCAAAUAGCUAUUGUGGAUUAAAAUAGCCUAUUCAUAUAUUUAUUACAUAAGUGAAGGGGAUAAUGACAAAUAAUUGUCCGUAUAGAUUUUGAUCAAGCUGCAAUUAAAUUAUAUACAGACACUGAAACUGAAUUUUAUGUUCAGUAUUUUGGAAAGAAAUUAAGUUUGGAAAAGAAUUUUACCAGUCCAUGAUUGUAGUAUAAGUUAAAGAGUUUUAUAAAGGUACAUAAAGGGGUUAAGGGAUGUGUGAAUGGAUUUUUAAGUACUCACAUAUGGUCUGGCCUCGACAUAAGAAUUUAUAAAAAUGUUUCUUAAAACGUGUGUUCAUAAUAUCUGAAUGUUGCUAAAAUAUAUAAUCCUAAUGCCUAGCUUCUGAUUAUGUAUAUUACUGUAGAGUACUGUUUAAGAAAAUAAUUCAGAUAUGGCAAUAUUUAUUCCUUUUGGAGCGUUCACAGUGAAGAGUUGUGAAAAUACUGAUAUUAGCUUUCCCAUAUUUGUCUGUCCAUUCAGCUGUCUGCGUGCAACAAAUUGAAAACCACUAAACAAAUUUUAAUCAAACAUGAUAUUGUAAAGUCUUAUGGAAAUUUAUCGCCGCAUUUUGGUUAAAGUCAGCAGUAGCAUAUGCUUUACAUGAAGACCAAAAUGUGUUUCUGUGUGUAUUUCGCACACAACUCGCUAAAUAUACAUCAGAAUGGAAACUCUUUCAGACCAAAGUUGUAGAUAAAAUUGAAACUCACAUUUUGUGUUGUCUGAACAUAAUAAGAAAUUGAACACAUCACAAGUGUUACAUUAUGCAUACAAGUUUGAAGUGGUCAUGUAGGACACAAAAUUAAUGAAGAAUCAUUGAGCAUUUUUUAUGUCUUGAGUAUUCCCUGAUCUGAGAAGUUAAAUAUUUCUCAUGCUUCCCUAACCUCGUCUACUUUCAACUGAUGGCUGAUGUUUUUCAAUUACUAAUAGGAACAGUUUUGAUCAUGCAUGCUAAGUACUGUAUAACCUGACCUAUCCUUACUUACUCACACCAAACUUUAAAAUAGAGAAAUAUAUCCUCCAAAGUGUUGGUAUCUACCUACAAGACCAGACAAUGUGGACACUUGCUAAUGUUACAGCCACUUCAGGAAGUGCACUGUAUAAGAAAAUGUUCAGAUGAAACCCCCUUGCAGCACUGCUACAGAACACAACUGGUUGUGUGACCACAUUGCAAUUGACCACAAGCUGUAAAUUGAACAGCUGCAUUAUAUCAGCCCUCUGAGACAUUUGUAGUACCAUCAUAAGAAGAUAUGUUGGCUUUCUCACAAGGGGUGUCAUCUUGUACAACACCACCCAUCACCAUAUGGUAGCAUUGUCUAGGACUGCUGUGCUCCAUGCACUGGAAGUUGUUGGACCUACCUCAAUACAGUCUGGACCUGUCACAGUGUCACUGCUGUGUGUUUAGUCCUCUCAAGAAAGUACUGAAGGGACAUCAGUUUGGGUCAGACACAGAUGUCAAGUCCACAAUGGUGCACUGGGUCCACAGCAGUGCAGGGAAAUCUCGUGGAGGGGAUCUGUUGAAUGUUGCUUCAAUGGAAUGCCUACCUAAACGCCCAUGGGUACUAUUUUUAACUGCAUCUGCCCCUUCACACAGAACAGUCUCCUGAAUGGGUUUCAUUUUGGCCACAUUCAUGUUUUAAACAGAUUAGUGCACAUUUCCUUGCCCUGUUGCCACAAUCUGAUCAGAACAGAGAAGAUUAAGCUCAUUGUUAACUUCUUCUAUUGUAGCUGUUACCUGAGUCUGUCAGACUUUACUGUUAACCCGAUAUAUACCAGUCAAGUGGGCAGCUGUCUGACAUCGUAUCAAGGAGAUCUUGGGUUCAAAGCUGAGCCUCGAGACCUAUCCUAACUGAUGUUCUUUGUGGUUUUCCUCAGUUCCUGCAGGAAAAUGCCAUGGGAGUACCUCAAAGUAGGCCAUGACUGCAUCCUUUCAUAUCUUUUCCAGUUCAUUUCAUUGUUCACUAAAUGUCUUAUUAUCCAACACCAUAUAGUUUGAGUUACUGAACCUGUUAUUAAAUGAACAAAAAGAAAAUGGUAUUUUGUGUCCUUCAAAAGUUUAGGACUACUGUACCUUUUCCAUUGUUGUGUGAAGCCCACUGCCUUAUUUCUCAAAGUAUUUACAGCAUAUUUUGUGAAACAUUUAUUUGUGCAUAUACGCUCUUUAUGAGUCAUUUUGUCUAGUAAUUCAGCCUUUGCUUUGUUUAUAUAUUAGUCUUUUUCAUCGUACAAAUCAAAUUUAUGUAACCUUUCCAAAAGUAAAUUAAGACCAUAAAUUUAACAUGAACCAUGUCCAUGGUAUUUCACUUUGCUGUCAAGGCUAUGGGGUCUUUUUGUAAAUGAGGAUUAGAUACUCUUAUUAUUUUUUAUGUUAAACCAUUUAACCUGGUCCUGGACACCUCUUUCAGGUAUGAUCUAAAAAUUUUUCUGUUAUUUCUUAUGGACGUUGUUUUGUUGAACUGAAAUAAUUUCUAGAUGAAACCUGAAUGUAAUGAAUAGCAAUGUUUUGUGGUGAUUGGUAGUUUUUGAGGUUCCUUGCCAUUCUACAUGUAAUAAUAGAAUCACUUCUCAAAUUAGAUCAAAGAACAUGUAAAAUGUAUAGUGAAAAUCUGGAAUAUUCUUUUGGAAAUCCAGUUUACCCUGUUUUCAUGUCUGUUGCUGAAUGUGUAACUGUGAACAAGUGAAUGUGUUGAAUGUUCUUGUAGCUAUAAGUACAUUAUUGUCUUUCAUUGCAGCAUAGAGGAGAUAUGAUUUUCCUUCAACUUUAUUCAUGUAUCAGUUUUCUUAUUUUAUAUAAAAAUAAUACAUAAUAUUUUAGAUACUUUAUUUGGUAUAAUUGGUGAAUAACCAUACAUAUUUGUAUUAUUAUAUGACCUGAAAACAAAUGUGUAUUUUUUGUGAUUGAUACCAGGAUGUUCUUAACUUCAAGAGAGAAUAUCUUUUCUUCAGCUUCAUAUUCUUACACAUUUUACAUUUUAUAUGGUUCGAUUGACAAAAAUCACUAAUCUCUUCUUUUUUUCAUACAAUGUUUCCUUUUUGAUUUCAUGCCAGCUUUUUCCUUUCAUCUUUGUGUUCCAUUACCUGGCUAAAAGUUCUUGAUCUGGUUCAUUGUAUGUCUCUCUUUCCAUUAAAUUUUCUUUUCUUUGUCCCUUUUUGCUCUUCACAAAAUGUUCAUACACAUUCCUUGAAUUUUGUUUUUCUUUGUUUUUGUAAGGAUCCAUGUUAUUAUGUUUAUUUUGCUCUGAAGGUUCUGUGAAGAUUUAAUAUUUCUUUUCUGAAAAAUGUUUUAAUUAAUUUCACCAUUUUCACACUUUUACUGGGAGUUGACCUAAGACAGGUCUAAAACUGGUGCUUUCCAAUGCUCUGCAUUCCAAGGUAUCGUAUCACUGGUCAAAUUAAGCAAAGUGCUUGUCAGGAAUGUGAGCUGCCUUUGCUUCAUCAUAUUUUGAUGUUGUUAAAUAUAGUAAGUGUAAGCUGAUGUGUAUUAAAUACAUGUAACUGUAUCCACUGAACUAAGCAAGAAAGGGAAUGGCAUUCAGAUUUUGUAUUUUGUUAUGGUAUAUUUAGGGCAUAUUCUCUGCCAUGUUACUGCACUGGGAUUUUGUCUGUUGGGGUAACCAUUUUUCCAUGUAAACCAAAUUUGAUCUUUAUAAAUUUCAAACAGAAAUGGAAGAGAAUGAGUGAAAAACAAUCAACAGUUGCUGCAUGUUUCUACUUAUUUCAGGCUCUGACAAGCUGCACUGAAAAUCCCUUUGCAUAUGAAUGAAAUCUGUAGGAAAAAAAUGUAUUUACAUUUACAGUGGCAACAUUGUCAUUUGACAGACUUGGCACUGAGAUGCAGUAAACUUCAACUUUUUGGGUGAUAGGAUUGGCAGAGAAUGUGUCAAUUGAAAGAUGGAUCAGGGAAGAUUAUCAGUACAUUUGACUUAUGUAAAAAUAGGAAGUAUAAAUGCAAUAUUGAAUUAUAAAUUAACAUUUUCUA